Gavialis gangeticus (Gharial) is the source of this 2652-nucleotide messenger RNA. It is a transcript of the gene LEF1, whose product is annotated as lymphoid enhancer binding factor 1. NCBI's taxonomy places the organism in Eukaryota, Metazoa, Chordata, Crocodylia, Gavialidae. The transcript is spliced from 12 exons. The coding region runs from base 358 to 1596 and encodes 412 amino acids. Gene Ontology annotation, biological process: canonical Wnt signaling pathway; regulation of transcription by RNA polymerase II. The record is from RefSeq and is a predicted model, not a curated record. Gene Ontology annotation, molecular function: DNA-binding transcription factor activity, RNA polymerase II-specific; RNA polymerase II cis-regulatory region sequence-specific DNA binding. Gene Ontology annotation, cellular component: beta-catenin-TCF complex.
CCGGCCGCCCAGCCCAGCCCAGCCCAGCCCACUUUCCGCCUGCCUCCUUCCCCCGAGACACACGCACACACACACAAGGCAGCGGCGGCGGCAGCAGGAACCCGUCCUACAGGCUCCGGCAGCACCUUGCUCCCCACUGCCGCCGGGAGAGGCGCGGGGCAGGGCGGCCGUGCCCAUGGGGGGCGCGGGGCAGCCUCGGGCCGCGGGGUCCCCUCGGCUCUGAACUUCUCGCUGCCUCUCCUCCCGCGCCCCUUGCGCCCCGGCUGUCCGCCAGGCCAGGCCGGCAGCACAAAGGCGCGGAGUCCCGGCGCAGCCCCAGCCCCCGGGCCGGGCCGGGCCGGGGCAGCAGCGGGCACCAUGCCCCAGCUGCCGGGCGGCGGCGGCGGCGGGGGGGACCCGGAGCUGUGCGCCACGGACGAGAUGAUCCCGUUCAAGGACGAGGGCGACCCGCAGAAGGAGAAGAUCUUCGCCGAGAUCAGCCACCCCGAGGAGGAGGGCGACCUGGCCGACAUCAAGUCCUCCCUCGUCCACGAGUCCGAGAUCAUCCCCAGCGGCGCCGGGCACGAGGUUUCCAGGCAAGCACAAGCCCAGGAAUCGUACCAUGAUAAAAGCCGAGAACUUCCUGAAGAAGGAAAACACCCAGACAGCAGUUUAUACAGCAAGGGCCCAUCAUACUCCGGUUAUUCUGGGUAUAUCAUGAUGCCAAAUAUGAAUAACGACCCAUACAUGUCUAAUGGCUCUCUGUCGCCACCCAUCCCUAGAACAUCAAACAAGGUGCCAGUGGUGCAGCCUUCCCAUGCGGUUCACCCUCUCACCCCACUUAUCACCUACAGCGACGAGCACUUUUCCCCAGGGUCACACCCUUCGCACAUCCCCUCAGACGUCAACUCAAAGCAAGGCAUGUCUAGACAUCCUCCGGCUCCUGAUAUCCCAACCUUUUAUCCAUUGUCUCCAGGUGGUGUUGGACAGAUAACACCACCACUUGGCUGGCAAGGUCAGCCUGUAUAUCCCAUCUCGAGUGGAUUUAGGCAGCCCUACCCAUCCUCACUCUCAGUCGACCCUUCCAUGUCCAGGUUUUCACAUCAUAUGAUUCCUGGACCUCCAGGCCCUCACACAACUGGAAUCCCUCAUCCAGCUAUUGUAACGCCUCAAGUCAAACAAGAACAUCCGCACAAUGACAGCGAGCUAAUGCAUGUGAAGCCUCAGCAUGAACAGAGAAAAGAGCAAGAGCCAAAAAGACCUCACAUUAAGAAACCUCUGAAUGCUUUCAUGUUGUAUAUGAAAGAAAUGAGAGCAAAUGUUGUAGCGGAGUGUACUCUGAAAGAGAGCGCAGCUAUCAACCAGAUUCUUGGCAGAAGGUGGCACGCUCUCUCCCGUGAAGAACAAGCUAAAUAUUAUGAACUAGCUCGUAAAGAAAGGCAGCUACACAUGCAGCUUUAUCCAGGCUGGUCUGCAAGAGACAACUAUGGGAAGAAAAAGAAGAGGAAGAGAGAAAAGCUACAGGAGUCAGCAUCAGGUGGGAAAAGAAAUGCUUUCUCGACAUGCAAAGCCAAGGCAGCGACACCAGGGCCCCUUCUGGAGAUGGAAGCUUGUUAAAACCCCAGGUGUGUCCUUCAUCCAUGCAGACCACCCCCCAUGGAGUCUGUCUAGGAUGUCACUGCUAGAGACACUGAACCAUAAAGACAAUCACUGCCAAAACCCUUCACUAUCACGAGAUUCCCAACCCUGAUAUAAAGAGAUCAAAUGAGCAUUUCAGAACUCCUGGGUCAGCAGAACAGCUUUUGUCUUCACUCCAUCUCCACUUUGCAUUCCUAAGCCCGUCUCAUCAGCAUCCACAUUGAGUCGGCAGCAAAGUAGUUUGGCUGCGUCUGCCUGCUUCAGCCAACUGAAUAACAUAGACCAACAGCUACCCCCUGUCCUCCCCCCCCAGCCCCAGCACGCUGAGGAAUGGAACUCGUCUGGUCAAGGGAGACCCACUCACACUUCUUUUUAUUUAAUGGUGAGACAGGAUCAAUUUUGGUUUUAGCUUUUUUAAGAAACUUGAAUGCUUUUAUAUUUUAACUUUUAGUUUUUCAUUUCCUUGGUGUAUAUUUUACUAGCUGCAAGCUUUUAAAGAAGCUUCAAAGAUCUAAGUUUCUUUUUAAAUAAAAAAAAAGUCCUUUUUUUUUCUGCCAGAGGAAAAGCCUGUAUGGAAAGGGUGGCUUUUUCAUUAAACUAUUUGUAACAAAUAGUGGCCCUCUCCGUCUGUGUAAUACAGUGUCCUAUAGAACUAAAUACAUUUUAACAGUCACCUGGUCAGUAGACAUGUCAGUCCUGCUUCAUCUACUCUCUGUAAAACAUAAGCAAUACAUCCAGCAAAUUCGACUGCAGUGAGUUCUCUUCCUCAUCCAUUGCCCUCCUCCUUGUAAAAAGCCCAGCACUUGAAUUAUUACUUCAAUUGUUCUGUAUUUGUAUCUGUUUUUGUUAGCCUGUUAGUGGGAUUUUAUGCCAGUUGUUGAAAUGAGCAUUGAUGUACCCAUUUUUUUAAUAGUAAGGCACAGCCUUUGCCAAAAAUACUGUCAACUGAUUUGUCAUUCCAGUUUGAGUUACUGUGCUGAGCAUUUGGUUGGUUUUUUUGUUUUUUUUUUAAUAAAAGCUUUGUAAUAAAAUGCA